Adineta steineri is the source of this 2547-nucleotide messenger RNA. The record is from the annotation of a GenBank genome assembly. NCBI's taxonomy places the organism in Eukaryota, Metazoa, Rotifera, Eurotatoria, Adinetida, Adinetidae.
AUGGCAUCAAAUUAUACUCAAGCAUUUGUAGUAAAUGAACGAAAUCAUAGUUCAUCUGAAAUACCAGCUCGUUCUUUUUCAACGAAUUCAUCUAAUUCAAAAGAACAUUUGUAUACCAACCAUUUUACAUUUUCACUCUAUAAUAAUAUUACACUUUGUCAAUAUGAUGUUGCUAUUGAAGAAAUGGAUACUAGAUCUAAUGUUUGGAAAGAAUGUGAAGGUCGUUCACGAUGUGCUAUUAUCAUGCAAUCAUUUAUUUCGGAUCAUCAGUUAGAACCAAAUGUUUUUGUAUGGUAUGAUGAACAAAAAUGUCUCUAUAGUACAUCAUAUUUAUCAACACCAUAUUUAAAGCUUGAUCAAAAUAAUCAACAUCGACUUAAUAUUAAAUCAUUAUCAAAUCAAUGGUCAACAAAUGAUAUCAACGAUUAUAUUAAUGGGAGAACAAAAAUAUUUCCACACGAUGCAGUACGUAUUAUUGAAACUCUUUUAAAACGAUCACUUCAAAAUCGCAUCAAAAUUGUUAAAAAUAAAUGUUAUUUUUUGAAUACUGAAUCAACUAAAAUCGAAGAUGAUUAUGAAAAACAAUAUGGUUUUAAACAACGUCAUGGUUUCAUUCAAGCACUUAAUCUUUCUUCUCAAAAAUUAACAUUAAAUAUUCAAACGAAACUUACAACAUUCUAUUCUGAUAUACCUUUAUUAGAAUUUAUUCAUAAACAAAUUGGUCAUAAUCAAAUACCAACAAAUAAAGAUUAUAAAAAAUUAAAUCGAAUAUUAAAUAAUUGUAUAAUUGUUACCAAACAAUCGAAUUGGAAGACAGAAUAUGAAUUUGAUAGAUUCGAUCAUCGACGACCUGAUGAAAUUUCGUUCGAAUCAGGUGAAUUAUUAAGUGAUUAUUUUCGAGAUAAGAAAAAGAUUAUAUUAACAAAAACAGAGUAUCCAUGUAUUCAAGUAUAUUUACGAAAUAAAUAUGAUAAACCAUGUCAUCUACCAUUAGAAGUUUGUAAAGUUAAAGAAUGGCAAGUUUAUGAUGAAUUACCGUCAGGACAAGAAGGUAGAAACCAUAUUCCUACACCGGAGAAACGUUAUUAUAAAAUUAGAAGUACACUUCGUGAUUGUAAUUAUAAUUCAAAUUUACUUUGUCAAGUCAUUGGUUUUCGUAUUGAUAAUGAUGAAAUGUUGGAAUUGGAUGCUCGAAUUUUGAUGUCACCAAAGAUUAUAUCAGGAUUAAAUCAUCCAGCUCGUGUUGAUAAUGGUCGUAUUUUUCUUGAUGGCCAAUUAUGUGUACCUAAACUAAUAUCAACUUUAGCUAUCACAUAUUUUGGUACAAAUUUUGCUAAAAAUAAAAGUGAUUUUGAUUACUUUACAGAUACAUUAGUUGGUGUUAUGAAACGUUACAGUAUUUACGGAUCUCAUGAAGAACAUAUUGUAAAGCCUUCUUUUGUUGAUAUUGAUGGAUAUUUUCGAAGAAUGAGUGAACAAAAUUGUCAAUUUAUUGUUUGUGUUAUGGAUGAAAAUAAUGAAGACGAUCUCACACAACUUAAAGUGAAUAUAAAAAAAUGUGGUAUAAGAAUACAUGGUAUUCUGACUCAAUGUACUUCGUUUUCUGAAAUUCCAUCUGAUGAAAAAUCUUUAAAGAAUUAUUGUGAAAAUUUAGUUCGAAAAAUAAACUUUAGAAAUGGUGGUAUUAAUACAAUCGUUGAUUUGGAUGUUGCAUUAAAGGAUAAAAAAACAGCAAACGAUUUUUAUAUGUUUUUCGGUGCAGAUGUAAUACAUCCAACUAAUGUUACACGUCAACAUCCAUCUAUUGCAGGUACAAUGGUUGGUUCAGGUAAUUCAUCGUGUUCAACAACAGCUGAUUGUGUUUGUAAACAAUAUCCAAAACAAGGCAAAUGUUCUAUUGAAAUAAUUCUUGGUAUGACAGAAAUGGUUCAACAAUUAUUGAGUUAUUAUUAUCAAUUAAAUCAACAUUUACCAAAUAAAAUUGUCUUCUAUAGAGAUGGAGUUGAUGAUGGGCAAUUUUCAAAAGUUCUUGACAUUGAAAUACCUGCAAUUCGUCAAGCAUUUAAUAAUAUGUAUGGUGAUAAAAGUAAACAUCCUCUUCUUACAUUAGUUAUCGUUAAAAAACGUCAUAAUACACAAACAGAUAAUAUGUCAAUUGGUUGUGUUAUUGAUACAACUAUUGUUCAUCCUUAUCAACAUAAUUUCUAUAUAAAUUCGCAUAAUGCUUAUCAAGGUGUAAAUCAUCCUUCGCUCUAUCAUGUACUUUUAAAUGAAAUUGAAUUUACAGCUGAUCAAUUACAAUUACUGACAUAUCUUUUAUGUUUUACUGAUCCUCGAUCAUCAGCUUCUGAAGCAAUUCCAUCAGUUGUUCAUCAAGCAGAUAAAGCUGCAUUGAAUGCUCGAGAUUUAUAUUUUAAUGAUGAAGAUUCAUCAACAAUGAAUGCUCAUGAACGAUAUAGAACAUUAUAUAAUCCAACAGUUAACGAUUUCGAUUACGAAAUUCUUCAGGUUCAUGAAAAUCUCAAAAAUAAAUUUGUAUUUGGGUGA